This is a messenger RNA of Megalops cyprinoides (Indo-Pacific tarpon), 1397 nucleotides long. RefSeq names its product H-2 class II histocompatibility antigen, E-S beta chain-like. The record is from RefSeq and is a predicted model, not a curated record. The transcript is spliced from 5 exons. Gene Ontology annotation, biological process: peptide antigen assembly with MHC class II protein complex; immunoglobulin production involved in immunoglobulin-mediated immune response; positive regulation of T cell activation. The coding region runs from base 14 to 760 and encodes 248 amino acids. Gene Ontology annotation, cellular component: membrane; MHC class II protein complex. Gene Ontology annotation, molecular function: MHC class II protein complex binding. NCBI's taxonomy places the organism in Eukaryota, Metazoa, Chordata, Actinopteri, Elopiformes, Megalopidae.
CUGAGAAGUGACCAUGUCCCUCUCAAAUCUCAGGUGUAUUGGGCUGCUGUUUGUGUUUAACUUGUUUUUUGGAACUGAUGGAUAUUACCUGCAGAUGCAGUUUGAUUGUAUAUUCAGUAGGAAGGAUCUGCAAGAUAUCAAGUUUGCUGAACUUUUUUUUUUUAAUAAGGUGGAGCAUGUACGAUAUAAUAGCAGUCUGAGAAAGUACACUGGAUACACUGAGUUUGGAAUGAAGUGUACACAGAUACUGAACAGUGAUCCUGCCAAACUGGCAGAGGAACAAGUUAGAAUGGAUUCGUACUGCAGGCGCUUUGUGUCUUUGGUCUACUGCAACAUCCUGGAAAAGACAGCUGAACCCUAUAUUAAGCUCAGGUCAUUGAAGCCAGUCAGCAGCAAACACCCUGCUUUGCUGGUGUGCAGUGUGUACAACUUCUACCCUAAAGCCAUCAGAGUUAUGUGGCUCCGAGAUGGAGAGGAGGUGACCUUUGACGUGACCUCCACUGAGGAGCUGUCUAAUGGAGACUGGUACUACCAGGUGCACUCCCACCUGGAAUACACGCCCAAAUCUGGGGAGACCAUCUCCUGCAACGUGGAACAUGCCAGUUUCCCUCAGCCAAAGGUGGUGGACUGGGAUCCCUCUAUGCCUGAAUCAGAGAGGAAUAAGAUGACAAUUGGAGCUUCAGGUCUUGUGCUGGGAGUGAGCAUUGCUGCCACAGGACUGACCUACUACAAGAAAAAAUCCCACGAACAUGUCCUAUGAAGAGGGAAAUAAAAUCAGCUUAGUCCAGUGGGGAAUUUGGCACACAUGAAUAACCAAGAAAUUGCUGAAAAACGCAAUGUACACAAGAGCAAUCGAUCAAAACCACUGAAAAACUCAAUGCACACAGGAACAACCAAUCAAAGUCAAAUACUGUUAAAGUGUGUGAUGCUGCUGUGCCUGUAUUACCUUCUGUUGUUCUUGAUGAAAUCCAACUACAUUUACAUUUACAUUUACAUUUAUUUAUUUAUCCAACUAGCUAUGAAUACAGGAGCAGAACCAAUUAACAUUUUAAUAAACAGGAAAUUCUAUAAUGGGGCUCAGUAAAUAUCCAGCUGUAUAAAUGGAUAACAUUGUUAAGAACUGUAUCCGAUGUGAGUCGGUUUGGGUAAGAGCGUCUGCUAAAUAAUGUGCUGUUUGAUCAUCCCACGCACAGCACUUGUUACAGUUACAUUAAGCGAUGUGUCUAUGUGUGGGGCCUUGUGUAUUAAUAAAUAUGUUGUUUCAAUUUCUCCAUAUCCUGAAUAGCUAAGUGGUUACGGUGGGCUCAGUCUCAGUCCUGUCAUCAUCUAAUGAUGGCCAGGAGCCUACGGCAGUAGAACAAACUGGCUUUGUUCCAUCAGCGAUCGGGGCAGAUGUG